AAGCCCAAGAACGAAUCAAGAUUCAACCCCUCUCUCUCUCGCUCGCUCUCUUCUUCUUCUUCUUCUUCUUCUUCUUCUUCUUUAUUUUCUUUGGUGAUCCAAGAAAAAUUUUGAAACCCUUUCCUUUCAUCGAAGAAUUGGUGCUAUUUUUCCAAGUAUCAAUUGGUUAUUUUUUUUUCUUGAUUAUCGGAUUUGCGACAAAGAUUGGGUCUUGUAUCAAGAAUUCAAAGGAAGAGCAUGAUGGAGGAAUCGAAGAAAGAGGCGGAAGUUGCUGCUACUGAUAUUUAUAAUGUGGAAGCUGCUGAAAUUCUAGCGAACGAAGCGCUGCAUUUGCCUAUUUCGGAGGCUGCCCCGAUUUAUGAGCAACUUCUUUCAACCUUUCCAACUGCUGCAAAAUUUUGGAAGCAGUAUGUUGAGGCAUAUAUGGCCACCAACAAUGAUGAUGCUACAAAACAAAUAUUCAGUCGAUGCUUAUUGAACUGUCUUCAGAUUACUCUUUGGCAGUGUUAUAUACGUUUCAUUAGGAAAGUCAACGAAAAAAAGGGGGCUGAGGGUUUGGAAGAGACAAGAAAAGCUUUUGAUUUUAUGCUAAGCUAUGUAGGCACAGAUAUUGCUUCUGGACCAGUGUGGAUGGAUUACAUUUCCUUCCUGAAGUCUACGGCGGCUACAACAUCUCAAGAGGAGUCACAUCGAAUGACUUCUAUGAGGAAAAUAUACCAAAAAGCAAUUGUUACUCCAACUCACCAUGUGGAUGUCCUUUGGAAAGAUUAUGAAACUUUUGAAAACUCUGUUAGUCGUACACUGGCUAAAGGUUUAUUAUCUGAAUAUCAGCCAAAGUUUAACAGCGCAAAGGCAGUUUACAGGGAGCGUAAAAAAUAUGUCGAUGAAAUUGAUUGGAAUAUGCUUGCUGUUCCUCCAACUGGUUCUUACAAGGAAGAACAACAAUGCAUGGUGUGGAAAAGGUUUUUGGCUUUCGAAAAGGCAAACCCACAACGGAUUGAUGCAGCAUCUUCCAAUAGACGUAUUAUCUUCACUUACGAACAGUGUCUUAUGUACUUGUAUCAUUAUCCUGAUAUAUGGUAUGACUAUGCUACAUGGCAUGCAAAGAGUGGGUCUGUUGAUUCGGCAGUCAAAGUAUUUCAGAGGGCUUUGAAGGCUCUUCCUGGUAAUUGCACUGUUUUUUCUGCCCUCUAUUGCUGCUUUGUGUUAAAUGCAACAAUUUUUGCACCAAAAAUAUAG
Molecule: messenger RNA, 1239 nt
Organism: Dioscorea cayenensis subsp. rotundata (Guinea yam)
Lineage: Eukaryota; Viridiplantae; Streptophyta; Magnoliopsida; Dioscoreales; Dioscoreaceae
Product: cleavage stimulation factor subunit 77-like
Exons: 11
Coding region: 238-1239 (333 amino acids)
Biological process (GO): mRNA 3'-end processing
Cellular component (GO): nucleus
Molecular function (GO): protein binding; mRNA binding
Source: RefSeq, a predicted model, not a curated record